Messenger RNA from Cygnus atratus (black swan), 1497 nucleotides. RefSeq names its product cytochrome P450 2C16-like. The record is from RefSeq and is a predicted model, not a curated record. Gene Ontology annotation, molecular function: heme binding; oxidoreductase activity, acting on paired donors, with incorporation or reduction of molecular oxygen, reduced flavin or flavoprotein as one donor, and incorporation of one atom of oxygen; iron ion binding. The transcript is spliced from 9 exons. Gene Ontology annotation, cellular component: cytoplasm; intracellular membrane-bounded organelle. Lineage: Eukaryota; Metazoa; Chordata; Aves; Anseriformes; Anatidae. Gene Ontology annotation, biological process: xenobiotic metabolic process. The coding region runs from base 1 to 1497 and encodes 498 amino acids.
AUGGAAGCUGGGGUGGCCGGGGUGCUGCUGACCGUCCUCCUCCUCCUCCUCUCCAUCCUCUGCCUCCUGGUGCGGAGCAGCGACAGGAGGAGCAGCCGGCUGCCUCCGGGACCUGCCCCGUGGCCCAUUCUGGGCAACCUGUGGCAAAAAGACGUCCUGCCGCUUCACCAGAGCUACGAGAAGCUCAGCCGCAGGUACGGCCCCGUCUUCACCGUCUGGCUGGGCCGCACGCCGGCGGUGGUGCUCUGCGGGUACGGGGCGGUGAAGGAUGCUCUGCUGGGCCACGCCGAGGAGUUCGGAGGCAGACCUGAAAUCCCCCUCAUGGCGCACCUGUCGAACGACUACGGUAUCAUCACCAAGAACGAGAAGAAGUGGCGGGAGCUGCGGAGGUUCACGCUCAGCACCCUGCGGGACUUCGGGAUGGGGAAGAGCUCCAUGUCGCAGCAGGUGCAGCAGGAGGCCCAGCACCUCGUGGAGCUGCUGGCAAGCCUCGAAGGAGAAGCCUUUGAGCCCACGAUGGUGUUCAGGCACGCAGUGGCCAACGUGAUCUGUUCCGUCAUCUUCGGGAGCCACUUCAGCUACAGCGACACAGCCUUUCUGAAGCUGCUGGACAUGGUUGGGAAUUUUGUCAGCUUCUUCGUUUCCCCCAUUGCCAUAGUCUACAACAUCUUCCCCAGCGUCCUACUCCGCCUGCCGGGGCCGCACAGGAAAGUCCUGGCCAAGUGCGAGAACCUGAAGGGCUACAUCCGAGAGCAGGUUGAGCAGCACAGGCAGACACUGGACCCCAGCUCCCCCCGGGACUACAUCGACUGCUUCCUUAUGAAAGCAGAAAAGGAGAGGAGCAGCGUGGAGAAAAUGUACAGUGACGAGGACUUGGUCAUGUCAGUAUUCGACCUCUUCGGUGCUGGGACGGUGACCACCAGCAACACCCUGGUCUUCUUCAUCUUGGCGCUGGCAAAGUUCCCCCACAUUCAAGCCAAGGUCCAGGAGGAGAUCGACGCGGUGGUGGGCCCCGGCCGCGCGCCCCGCAUGGAGGACAAGCUGAGGAUGCCCUACACCAACGCAGCGAUCCACGAGCUGCAGCGCAUCCAGCGGGCCGGCAUCGAGAACUUCCCUCGCAUGACGACGCGGGACGUGAAGUUCAGGGGCCACACCAUCCCCAAGGACACAGCCAUUAUUCCGCUGUUUUCUUCAGUGCACAUGGACCCAACCCAGUGGGAGAACCCCAAAGAAGUUGACCCAGGCCACUUCUUGGAUGAGAAGGGCAACUUCAGGAAGUGCGAGGCCUUCAUGGCUUUUUCAGCAGGGAAGCGGAUGUGCCCAGGAGAGGCCCUGGCCCGGAUGGAGCUCUUCCUCUUCCUCACGACGCUGCUGCAGAGCUUCACCUUCCAGCUCACCACGGAGUCCAAGGAGACGGAUUUAUUCACCCUGUGGCGGAAGAUAGAGAGGAAGGCGAUACCGGGCACGUUCUUCGCCGUACGGCGUACAUGCCCUUGA